GGACGUCCCAGCCGAAUGACCGGGCCUAGCGGGGGUCAGGGCCCGGUUCCGCGGAGUUCCGAGGUGCUCGGCCCAGCUCCUGAGAGAGCCAACCUGGCGGGGGUGCGGCACAUCCUGCUGGUGCUGUCGGGGAAGGGCGGCGUUGGGAAGAGCACCCUCUCCACUGAGCUGGCCCUGGCGCUGCGGCACGCCGGCAAGAGGGUGGGGAUCCUGGACGUGGACCUGUGCGGGCCCAGCAUCCCGCGCAUGCUGAGGGUGCAGGACAGCGCUGUGCACCAGUGUGACAGCGGCUGGGUGCCCGUCUUCGUGGGCCAGGACAAGGCCCUCGCCCUCAUGUCCAUCGGCUUCCUGCUGGAGCGCCCGGACGACGCCGUGGUGUGGAGGGGACCCAAGAAAAACGCUUUGAUCAAACAGUUUGUCACCGACGUGGCCUGGGGGGAGCUGGACUUCCUCAUUGUGGACACACCACCGGGCACGUCCGACGAGCACAUCUCCACCGUGGAGGCCCUGAGGCCCUUCCAGCUGCUCGGGGCAGUGCUGGUCACAACACCUCAGGCUGUGUCCGUGGGGGACGUGAGGCGGGAGCUGACCUUCUGUAGGAAGGCAGGACUGCACAUCCUCGGCAUCGUGGAGAACAUGAGCGGCUUCGUGUGCCCCCACUGCUCUGAAUGCACAAACAUCUUCUCCAAAGGGGGAGGCGAGGAGCUGGCCAAGCACGCCGGGGUGCCCUUCCUGGGCUGCGUCCCCCUGGACCCCCAGCUCAGCCAGAGCUUGGAAGAAGGCAGAGACUUCAUCCAGGAGUUUCCCAAGAGCUCUGCCUUCCCUGCCUUGACUCACAUUGCCCAGCAGAUCUUGGACACAUCGCAGAGGAGCUCCUGAGGCAGGCGUGGAGCUGGACUGGGCUGGCAGCCCAGCAGCAGGAAGGGGAUGCAGGAACUGUUCAACUCAAGCUGGGGUGUGAGGGGGGGAGCACAGAUUCCUGCUGCUGCUGGCAGUCCCAGAGGGAAGAAGCCACAUCCCCUCAUACUCAGAGAGACUCUGGAGCUGCAGUGUCCAGGCUGUUCUUCCCUGAGCAUUCCCACAUGGUUCUGGUCACCUGGAUCAUGGCUCCAUGUGCUGCUGCCUUCUGCUGCCCCUGCCUGAUGGAUCACACAGGCCUUGCUUCAGUGGCUGGCUCGUGCUGGGUGCUCCCAUGUGGAGCCAGGCCAGGCCCCUGAGCUCGGAAUUCCCGGCUGGCUGGUUCCUGAUGGGCCAUGAGGGCACAGCACAGCGUGGGCUGGGCUGAGGAAACACCUUCAGGAGCUGCAUCCCAUCGUGCUGGGAAGGAGCCCUCAGGCCUGCUGGGCUUCUGUGACUCAGGAAUAUUUUUCAAGGUUCCAGGCAGUAAACCCUUUUCUUAAAAUGCAGGUCUGCAAAACUUCUGUUUUUCCAUGG
This is a messenger RNA of Passer domesticus (house sparrow), 1434 nucleotides long. It is a transcript of the gene NUBP2, whose product is annotated as NUBP iron-sulfur cluster assembly factor 2, cytosolic. Bases 16 to 879 code for a protein of 287 amino acids. NCBI's taxonomy places the organism in Eukaryota, Metazoa, Chordata, Aves, Passeriformes, Passeridae. Gene Ontology annotation, molecular function: ATP-dependent FeS chaperone activity; 4 iron, 4 sulfur cluster binding; ATP binding. Gene Ontology annotation, biological process: iron-sulfur cluster assembly. The record is from RefSeq and is a predicted model, not a curated record. Gene Ontology annotation, cellular component: cytosol. The transcript has 7 exons.